Messenger RNA from Mizuhopecten yessoensis (Yesso scallop), 1122 nucleotides. Its product is annotated as glycine-rich cell wall structural protein 1-like. The record is from RefSeq and is a predicted model, not a curated record. The transcript is spliced from 3 exons. NCBI's taxonomy places the organism in Eukaryota, Metazoa, Mollusca, Bivalvia, Pectinida, Pectinidae. Bases 221 to 841 code for a protein of 206 amino acids.
UCCAAUCAUAUCUGCGAGGAAGCAUUUUAACUUCACUUUGGAAAAGUAAUACUGAUUCCGGAAUGGAUUAUAUAUAAAUAUGUUCCACGAUAGAUGCAAAAAUAUCAACUGCUCGUUGUGUUACAACCAUUGCAAAAGUCGUCGCAGGAAGUAGAUACAUUGAACUGUUUUUUGAGUGGAUAAGCCUUUUCGUUGAUCUUCACAUUUCAGUUUAACAAGGAUGAUGCAGUUCCUGUUCACGAUUGCUUGCCUGGUAGUAUGCGUUCUAUGUAAUACAUACAGACCGCCAUCUUACGGCGCGACUAAAGAUGGCGGCGAAGUCAACACUGGCUUCAGUGAUGAAGGCAGUCGUUUAUCUGGACGUGGAUUUAGACGGGGGUCUGGCUUCUCAGGACUGGUGUCCGGGCGUAGAGCAGGGUCCGUAUUUGAUGGUGUGGCGUCUGGGCGAAGGGGCGGGACUGUAUUUGACGGUGUGGUGUCUGGGCGAAGGGGCGGGGCUGUAUUUGACGGUGUGGUGUCCGGGCGUAGGGGCGGGGCUAUAUUUGACGGCGUAGUAUCAAGGAAACUGGAAAAGGCUGUAUUUGGUGGCCAGAGAAGAGGUAUCGGUUUUGACGACUCCGUUUCGGGAAGAGGAGUCGGUUCAGGCAUUGGCGGUCGUUUUGGCGGAAGGGGAGUAGGUAUCAGAGGAAACGAUAAGGUUGUGACCGGACGCUGGGAACAAGGGCGUAGCAGAUGGUCAGACAGGAGUGACGAUAGAUGGAUGGAAAGCAGAAGACGUCAACAGUCAAACAAUGGUGGAGUACCGAUUCGGCCAAUCGGACCAGCAAAAUUAUACAAUUGAUAUAUAGAAGAAGAAUGUCCUAGAAACGUGCCCCGUAUUUAUUCUUUUAAUUAGUAUAUGUAUACCGUUAAUAUAUGAUACAUUAUUAAAAGAAAUACUCACAAGUUUGUUAAAUAAAUAUUCAUGUUAGAUAUAUUUCUUGAAAUUGGUGUUAUCAAUAUAAAUUUUAUCUAAGUAGAUUUGAAAAGUUAACCAUAAUCUUGAAUAUAGUUCUAAUUAUUUAUGAACAGCUCAGUUUAUCAAUACAAACAACGAAGAUAUUACAAAAUGAAUCCAUGUAC